AUGGCCAAAAGGUACAGUCUUGAGGAGACCCUGGAUUUCAUACUGGAUCAAAGUGACAGUGAAGAAGGCCCAGAGAACACUGAACCAGAUAGUCCUGAGGACUUUACUACUGACACAGAAGAUGAAAAUGAGUUUGAACAGGAUUACCAGGAAUCUGAAGAGAAGGAUUAUGCCGUGUUUAUUUCAUCUUCAAGAGGGAUCAAGAAAGCGUUUCACAAGCUGGCCCUUAAACACCAUCCUGAUAGGAACCAAAGCCCAAAUGCACAGCAGGCAUUCACACACAUUGCUCAGGCCUAUGAGGUGCUGUCUGACAGAGAGAAAAGACAAAUCUAUGAUCAAAUGGACCAUCUAACUAACCUUGAUCAGGACAGAAAAAAAAAGUUCAAGAAAGAUGAAAAUGAGGACAUGGACAGCAAUCUCUUUGUCGAUAAAGGUACAUUUCAUGGUAAAAUGGGUUUCCAGCAUUUUAGUUUAGAGGAGCUGCUUUAUACGUUGCAGAUGGAUGAUGACGUCUUUAUGAGUGAACAAGCUGGCUAUGAAGAAUGGAGUUUUAUUUUUGGGCCUGAUGAUAAUGAUGAAACAGUCCUCCUCUGUGAUCUUUUCAACAUGCUUUGA
This is a messenger RNA of Sinocyclocheilus grahami, 615 nucleotides long. RefSeq names its product chaperone protein DnaJ-like. Gene Ontology annotation, biological process: negative regulation of apoptotic process; mitochondrion organization. NCBI's taxonomy places the organism in Eukaryota, Metazoa, Chordata, Actinopteri, Cypriniformes, Cyprinidae. Gene Ontology annotation, cellular component: mitochondrion. Gene Ontology annotation, molecular function: protein kinase binding. The transcript has 3 exons. Bases 1 to 615 code for a protein of 204 amino acids. The record is from RefSeq and is a predicted model, not a curated record.